Messenger RNA from Nicotiana attenuata, 1565 nucleotides. Its product is annotated as protein BCCIP homolog. Gene Ontology annotation, cellular component: nucleus. The record is from RefSeq and is a predicted model, not a curated record. Lineage: Eukaryota; Viridiplantae; Streptophyta; Magnoliopsida; Solanales; Solanaceae. Bases 180 to 1154 code for a protein of 324 amino acids. The transcript is spliced from 9 exons.
AUUUGAAAACUUGGGGACUCUUAAAACCCCCGCCCCCCUCGCUACCUCAUCAAUCAGCAAAACAAAAACCUCGCCGCUCUUCCCCUCCGACGACCCUCAAUUGCCGGAGCUGUCUUCCGCCGGAAGCCGCUUACCACCCUUCUCUCAACUCUCUUUUUGGGGUUCACAUAAUUGGUAUAAUGCCCCGGAAACCGGCAAGACAUUGCAGAUCAGCACGAUGUCUACCUCUUAGUUUCUCCCCAUUUGCUCGUUCAGUGGCGCGGAUUGCUUCAAAUAACAAGGUUACACACAAGGUUCCCAACUCCAGAUUUCCAGAAAGUAAUCUACCUAGCUCUUCAGGUAAAAGAAUGGAAAAACGCCGUCUUGUAGACAAGAGUGACAAUUCUGGUUCUUCGGAUGAUGAAGAGUCUGAUGGCACUUUUCAAGCAGAUUUUGAGUUCUUUGAUCCAAAACCUAGUGAUUUCCAUGGAGUGAAAAUCCUGCUGCAGACCUACCUUGAUAAUAAGCAAUGGGAUUUGAGUGGUUUUGUGGAUGUAAUACUCGGUCAACCCACAGUUGGAACUGUUGUUAAAAUAGAGAAUGAUGAAGAUGAUGGUAUUUACUCCAUCAUCACGGCUCUUAACUUGGGGAGGUAUAAGGAUCUAGAGUGCAUAGCGGACCUGAAAAAGUUCCUGCUCAAUGCAUGCCACCAGAAGGAUGUUUACUCUAAAUUGAGCUUAUUUCUCGGAGACCAAGCCGAGGAUGUUGGUCUAUUGGUCUCUCAGCGUGUUGUGAAUCUUCCUCCCCAGCUUUUGCCACACCUUUAUGAUGCACUUUUUGAUGAAGUCUCUUGGGCUACAGAAGAUGAGCCUACAGAGGAGCUUCGGAGUUCUUUCUCCUUCAAGUUUUACCUGGUAAUCAGUAAAAUUUACAAGCAUAAGAAUGCGGGCAAGCAAAAUGGGCCAAGUGGUGAUCAAACUAUUGUAUACAUUAAGGCAGAAGACGAAAUCUUUCAAGAGUUAAGCUCUUGGUCCUUCAGUUUUCCUUUGCAUACACAGCUGGUUAGGACUGACGAGCUAAAAGAUUACAGGCUAACUGGCUUGGUAAUGGCAGUAGACGCGAGCAAAAUCCCUACCUUUCGGCAAAAAUUGCACUCUUUAAUAGAGCAGUCAUGAUUUGAUGAGAAAUUCUACCUAUUCAGUUCAAUUAGACGCGUCUUGGAAGUUCUAUAGGUUGCUACAUCAACUCUCUGGCUGGUCAUGAAGCAGUAAUCUGUUUUUGGCCGAUGAAUUGAAAGUACUCUAGUUAGUAAUGGUUUAGUUGAUCUCAUGAUUAUUAUAUAUAUGCGCUCAUAGACGAGACCACUGAAUAGAGGUUUUCUUGGAAAAUACUAGUGAUUCUUCUUAUGUAGAAUGAUCUCUUAGAUGAUUUGAUAAUCUUGGUUCAUUGUAGUUCGCUUAGUGCAAGAAAUUGUCGGAUUUAAUUAUAGGGAUUCUGUAUUUUUGUGUGGAGAAUGUGGGUGCUGUUGCAGAUCAUUGAUAACAUAUAUGAUUGAACUCUUCAAUCUUCUAUUUCUGAACUUUCAA